Vitis riparia (riverbank grape) is the source of this 1961-nucleotide messenger RNA. Its product is annotated as pentatricopeptide repeat-containing protein At4g38150. Gene Ontology annotation, molecular function: protein binding. Bases 145 to 1284 code for a protein of 379 amino acids. Lineage: Eukaryota; Viridiplantae; Streptophyta; Magnoliopsida; Vitales; Vitaceae. The transcript is spliced from 2 exons. The record is from RefSeq and is a predicted model, not a curated record.
AAGAGGCCAUGGCCCGCUAUUACCCUUCUUGUUUUAUUAAAUUACCGAUUUGCCCCUAAAACCCUAAACCCUUAUUGGUAUUGGCCCCCAAUUCCUUUCCUUGUCCUGUUGAUUGAGAUCAGAAUCACCUAGUUUGGUGGGGAGAUGAUGCGGGCUUUGCAGGGUAAGGUUUCUAAGGUUGUUUUCUCUGAUUGCUUGAAGGAUCUUCUCCAUUCAUCUCAUUCUUCUCCCUCCAACCCUUCACCAUCGCCGUUGCCUCUACUGUUACGUCGUUUCAGCUCCAUUGAUGCUUCCAGUAGUACCCGUGGUGCAAGCAGGCGAGAAGAUUUGGCAAACAACUCUGAUCUCUUCCGUCCAACAACCGAGCCUGAUGAUGAUACGUAUGGACGACAAAGCAGCAGCAGCUGCGGCGGCGGCAGCAGCAAUCCUCCUAACCCCAUACCCAACAGACCCUUGAGAGGUGAGCAACGAAUGAAUCGUCCCCCUCCUCAUAUUCCCCAGAGAAAACUUGGCCUCCCCAAAGACGAGGGAGUUGAUAGAGCCUCCCAAGCUUCUCCCUUUAACCAACCCUCGCCUGCAGAAAAGGUGGGUGCCACAUUAGAGGACGGUUUUCUUGAAAGAUUCAAGCUCGGUGUCCAAAAAAAGGAACGCCCCCAAGAAAGUGCGGCCGCUCAGCCCUCCAGAGAACAAGACGCUAGCCAUGGCAAAGAGCAGCCGCCCCAAAACGCGGAUGAGAUUUUCAGGAAAAUGAAGGAAUCCGGUCUUAUUCCCAAUGCUGUGGCCAUGCUUGAUGGCCUCUGCAAAGAUGGUUUGGUCCAAGAAGCCAUGAAGCUUUUCGGUUUGAUGCGGGAGAAGGGUACCAUUCCAGAGGUUGUGAUAUACACUGCUGUGGUUGAGGGCUUCUGCAAGGCCCGGCAGCUUGACGAUGCAGUGAGGAUUUUCAGGAAAAUGCAGAAUAAUGGCAUCUCACCAAAUGCCUUUAGUUACACAGUAUUGAUUAGGGGAAUGUAUAAAGGUAAUAGAUUGGACAAUGCUGUUGAUUUCUGUGUGGAGAUGUUGGAGGCUGGUCACUCCCCAAAUGUGGCAACAUUGGUGGAUUUAAUCCAUGAGUUUUGUAAGGAGAAAGGUGUGGAAGAAGCAAAGAAUGUCAUUGUAACACUCAAACAGAAAGGAUUAUUUGUUGAUGACAAAGCUGUUAGAGAGUACUUGGACAAGAAAGGACCUCAAUCACCAUUGGUUUGGGAGGCAUUCUUUGGGAAGAAAAGCCCACAGAGAUCUUUUUGAGCUUCUUGUUUGAAUGAUAACUUUGCUGUCCCAAAAAAGUCGAGACUAAUUUGAUUAUCGGGGAAAAGUCCAAACAAUCAUUUUGUGUUGGUCUUGAGGAGAAACAACCUUUGUGUCACCAAGUCCACCCAGAGAAUCCUUGUGGGACUUGCUCUUCCCCAUGGGUUCAUUUAUCCCUUUUCUGCUUUGAUUCUGGGUUAUGUGACAAGCAUGGAUGUGCAUUUGCAAAUGAAGGGGUAAUGCAGACAAGCCUUAUAGAAUUCACUCACUUUAUAAUUCGUUGACUUGUUGAGCUGUAUUUGCUUGUAAAAUGCCUUUGAAGUUGUGUGUGAAGGUGGGGUAUUUCUGAAGUCACCACCACCUCAAGCUGUCAUCACUAAGAUUCAGCUGAGUUGCUUGUUUAUCACUUAUCAACCUAGAUCACCCUAAGCCUAAAGCCUCGUUACAGUAUUCAACAUCUGACGGAUGACAGCCCUCCAAACAUCUCAAGGUCUCACACAAGGGGUUGGCUGAUUCCCCCCCACCACAUGCCAUGGUCGGUCAUUGUUUAAUCGAUAAGAAUUUAGUGUACAAGGUGCAUCACCCCUUGGAGCUUCAGAGGGUAUAUAGAAUUAUAGAUAUAUUCAAAUGCUGCCAAAGAAGAUCCCUGUGAUUUGGUCGGUAUUUAUCUUUUCUAA